Molecule: messenger RNA, 2418 nt
Organism: Drosophila grimshawi
Lineage: Eukaryota; Metazoa; Arthropoda; Insecta; Diptera; Drosophilidae
Gene: Ras85D
Product: ras-like protein 1
Exons: 4
Coding region: 421-990 (189 amino acids)
Biological process (GO): Ras protein signal transduction; epidermal growth factor receptor signaling pathway
Cellular component (GO): plasma membrane
Molecular function (GO): GDP binding; GTPase activity; GTP binding
Source: RefSeq, a predicted model, not a curated record
AAAAAAUUCUUUCUACAAGAAAACAUAAACUCGUAGACUAUCGUUAAUCUAAAAUUAUUAAAUAAGGCAUUACGAAAACGCAAAAGUUGUUGCACCGUGCACAAGUUGAAAGUUAACGCCGUGUUCGCUUAGACUGACGUAAGACGAAAAAAAAUAAAACAAGGAGGAGCCAAUUUAAGCGACAGCAACAAAGAAGUCGCCACAAUCUUCAGUUGCAGCUCUCAUUUUGAAUUGGGCGAGGAACAUACACACACUCAGACACAAACACACACACACACACACCAAUACUAACACUAACACAUAUACACACCUACACAAAAACACGCCCACACACACAAACAAAGAUUGACAACACUUUGCGUGGACUGCAAUUGUAAACAUCGAGAGCGAGAAUCAGUACGGCUAACAGAACGAAGCCAAAUGACGGAAUACAAGCUAGUUGUUGUUGGUGCCGGUGGCGUUGGCAAAUCAGCUCUAACCAUACAACUAAUCCAAAAUCAUUUCGUUGAUGAAUACGAUCCCACAAUCGAGGACUCAUAUCGAAAGCAAGUCGUUAUUGAUGGUGAGACGUGCUUGCUGGAUAUUCUUGAUACUGCCGGCCAAGAAGAAUAUUCCGCCAUGCGUGAUCAGUAUAUGCGAACCGGUGAGGGUUUUCUUCUGGUGUUUGCCGUGAACAGUGCUAAAUCCUUUGAAGAUAUUGGCACAUAUCGCGAGCAAAUCAAACGUGUCAAGGAUGCCGAAGAGGUGCCGAUGGUGCUUGUGGGCAAUAAAUGUGAUCUGCCAUCGUGGAACGUGCAAAACGAGCAAGCACGUGAGGUUGCCAAGCAAUAUGGCAUUCCAUACAUUGAAACAUCAGCGAAGACGCGCAUGGGAGUUGAUGAUGCAUUUUACACACUGGUGCGCGAGAUACGCAAGGAUAAGGAUAACAAGGGACGAAAAGGACGCAAAACGAAUAAGCCGAAUCGUAGAUUUAAAUGUAAAAUGCUUUAAAUGGAUUCACGCACUGGUUUUUUUUGUCAUGUCAUUAUUCGCCUGUCCGGUAUGUGUGUGCUUGUCUGUUUGUCUGUGUGUGUUGGUGUGUAUGUGUGUGUUAGUGUGUGUGCCAGGUUGUUGGGAGAAUGGUCGGCAAUCGAAUGCAGUAGCUUAUAUAGAUUCGUUUGUGGUAUUUUGCAUUUGCGACUCUUAGUUUACGCACAAAUACAAAUUCACGCACACACUACCCACAUCUACCCACAAACACUCACGCACACACCCACACACACACACACACGCACGCAGAGAGAAGUGCGCGUGUUUAGUUUGGUGCAAUUGUUGGGAGGAAGAACAAAAUUGUAAUUAAUUUAAGCGAACUAAAGUUUUAUUAUGUAUGUCAAAUCAUUUUUGUGCAACAUGUGUGUCGUUUGAAAAUGCUUUAUGGCGCCCAUUUUAAGAUUAUUAACUAUGCGUGUGUAUACCGUAUACAUGUGUAAAUAACUAUGAAUACUAUUUGUAAACUGCCUUGGUUAAGCUGCUGCGACAGCGCAUUUUGAUAACCAUUUGUUUUUUUUUCUUUCAUUUUUUUAGUGAGCACGAAACUAAAAAUAACUAAAACUAUGUUAUUCGCGUGUGUGUGUGUGUGAGUAUAUCGUGCUUCAAAACGAUCUUUGUAUGUAAAUCAAAUAAUUAGUUUUCAGUCCCUUUUUUCUUUACUAUUACUGAUAGGCUUUACAGUCAAUGCUUAACAGUUCGUUGCAUUUUUUCGGAGCUAUAUAUAUAUAUAUAUAUAUAUAUAUGGCCAGUUGCGUUUGAUUUCGUUACCUCCUUCAUACACACGCACACACACACAUACACACACGCACAAGCAGAAUUCCAUUAGAAAUUUCCACAAGCAAAAAAAAAAUGAAGAAAAAAAGCAAAAUAUAAAUGCAAAAUUAACGAAAAGAAGCUCACUGUUAUUAUCGUUUAUGUGGUGCUAAAUUGAGAAAAUCAACAACAGAUAACAGCACAAAAUAUUGUAUGACUUAUUAUAUGGAAAUCGACAUUUUUAUUUUUAUCUAUUUAUCUUACUGACAGAUCGAACAGUUAACUAGCUUAUGCGAAACUCUAUUUUUGAAUUGAAUUGAGAAUUAAAAGCAAACAGAAUCGUGUCUAUUAAUACGUAUAUGUAUAUACAUACAUAUAAUUACAAUGACCUUAUGCACCUAACUCACAUAUAUCAUUUUCCAAUUUAUGAUUAAAGAGCUUCGCAUAAGCCAGAUCCAUACAUAGUACAUAUAUAUAGCAGAUGGAUGCUGCAUUAAACAACAAGCAGCCAAUUACAUAUACAAAUAUAGUUUGCUUUAAGCUUUUUAUACAUACAUAAAUUAAUAUUUAAUUUUUUUUGUAUUCAUUUUUGCCAUACAAAAAGGAAAGUAAUAAAUCAAUUGUGUGUACUAUUUA